Messenger RNA from Misgurnus anguillicaudatus (oriental weatherfish), 2097 nucleotides. RefSeq names its product insulin-like growth factor binding protein, acid labile subunit (gene igfals). The record is from RefSeq and is a predicted model, not a curated record. Gene Ontology annotation, molecular function: protein binding. NCBI's taxonomy places the organism in Eukaryota, Metazoa, Chordata, Actinopteri, Cypriniformes, Cobitidae. Gene Ontology annotation, cellular component: plasma membrane.
CUCUUGCUGAAACAACUGCAGAAAUGAAGAGGUUAACUCUGUUUUUUCUAGGUGAUAUAUAGGGGCAGAGGUAGUUUAGACCUGUCAAACACACAUGCCACUUGUUUAGUGAUUACCUGCUGGACUGCUGUCACAAAAAACGUGGGGAUGUGUCCCUUUGCACUGCUAUUUUUGUACACGCUGGGAACAUCAGUGGUGCUGGCAGACCCCAACAAACAGGAAUCAAACCCCUCAGAAGAGUCAAGGCUUUUGGUGGAGCCAAAGCCCUCAGAGGAACCUGCUAGUCCAAAGAGUGAGCCCUGUUCAAAGCGAUGUACCUGCCACCAAGAUGACUACAGCCUAGAGCUCAACGUCUACUGCAGUACACGCAACUUCACGCAGGUUCCCCCCGACCUCCCUGAGUCUACACGCUCACUAUGGCUGGAUGGAAACCUAUUUACUACUAUACCAACAGGUGCUUUCGAAAAACUGGCCAAUCUGGAGUUCUUGAACCUACAGAGUGGCCUGCUGGUAACCCUUGAUGCUCAUGCAUUUAAAGGCUUGCAUUCCCUUGCUCACAUGCACCUCGAAAGAAACAAUAUUCGUUCAUUACCUGGCAUCACCUUUCAGGGCACACCAAACCUUGCAUCGCUCAGCCUCAACAAUAAUCAGCUGACUCGAAUAGAUGAAAAGCUAUUUGCCGGACUCUCCCAAAUGUGGUUGUUGAAUUUAGGAUGGAACUCACUUUCUGUACUGCCGGAGACGGGUUUCCACGACCUACACGGAUUACGAGAGUUAGUUCUUGCUUGGAAUCGACUGGCCUAUCUACAACCUCAGCUUUUUCAGGGACUGACUGAUCUCAAGGAAUUGGACCUAACCGGAAAUUAUCUGAAGGUUAUAAAAGCAAAUGUGUUUUUGAAACUGCCAAAGCUGCAGAAGCUUUAUCUGGCCCAAAACCAGAUAGUGACCGUGGCACCAAGGGCAUUCGUAGGAAUGAAAUCGUUGAGAUGGUUGGAUCUCAGCAGAAAUCGGCUAUCUGCUCUUCAUGACGAAACUUUUCUUGGCCUCCAUAGCCUACAUGUGCUUCGCCUAUCAAAUAACUCAAUCAGUAGCCUGCGACUCGGGACUUUCCGUGAUCUGCAGUACCUCGAGGAACUCUGUCUAUGUCACAAUCAGAUACGAUCUUUGGGAGUAAGAGUUUUUGAAGGGCUUGGUCACUUAGAGGUUCUUAACUUAGAGUAUAACCGGCUACAAGAGGCACGCAUGGGCACAUUUAUGGGCCUUAAUCAUCUUGCUGUGAUAAAACUUACUGGUAGUUGUCUACAAAGUUUACCGGAUCAAGUUUUUAAGGGCCUCUCAAAGCUCCACAGUAUUCACCUUGACAGAAGUUGUCUGACAAAAGUCACAGCCCAAAGUUUUAUUGGUCUAACAGGCCUGCGUCGCCUUUUCCUACAACACAACAACAUCUCUGUGGUGGAGCGACAAAGUUUUGUCGAACUACAAGGGCUACAACAGCUUGAUCUUAGAUACAACCAGUUACCAUCCAUUACAUCUCACACAUUUUACGGCCUGAAGAACCUAGAUUAUCUGCUGCUGUCAGGCAACUUAAUUCAGCAUCUUCCUGCUGAGGCCUUGCUUCCUCUGCAACACCUGUCUUGGCUGGAUCUCUCUGGAAACAAGCUAGAGAUCAUACUCAAUGCAACCAUACACAUGCUGCCGCGUCUGCGCUACUUGAACCUCAAAGACAAUGCACUCAUCAAUCUCCCAAGUUCUAUACCCGAAAGCUUGGACCAACUUUGGCUCUCAGGAAACAACUGGAAAUGUGACUGUAGUGCUAAACCCUUGAGGGAUUUCAUUCUACAGAAACCACAUGUGGUUCCACUACAGGUUGAAAUGCUUGGGGAUGGUGAGGAGCCCCAUACACUUAUCACAAUAUACAAUAACAUCACGUGCACCAGCCCAUCCAGUGUUUCUGGACUUGACUUGCGAAACAUUGCCAGUGAACACUUUCAGUACUGUUAAAUUUAAAGAUCCAUGUUUACACGACAAUGUUUUCAAACAAAAACAGGAUUUUUUUAAUGCAUUUUCCCAGCUAGAAAUAAAAAGUUCUAAGAACGU